Bradysia coprophila is the source of this 1018-nucleotide messenger RNA. RefSeq lists its product as uncharacterized. Lineage: Eukaryota; Metazoa; Arthropoda; Insecta; Diptera; Sciaridae. The record is from RefSeq and is a predicted model, not a curated record.
UGCACGCAACAAAUGCGAAAUGAUGUUAAAAAUAUUCAACGUAAUAAUCUUAGUGUAUGUGCUUCGAAUGUACUUAGUGAAUUGCCAUUCAGACAACACGGUGGCUUUAAAUGGAUCGAGUACUAUUCGUCACAAGCGAACGUUGAAUUUCUAUUUUCCUCACAACAGUUGCUAUGCGCUGGCCGUCGUUUUGUCACUACCUCUAAAUGACUUGCCUGUAGGUAGAUCAGUCUUCGUUGCCUAUAAUUUCGAAACAAACUUCUACUAUCCCUAUUUUGACAGUGCAGCUGGGAUCGUACCAUUGCCAUUUACUUGGAUCGAUGAACCUGGAGCGAAUGCUGGAACCAAGCAUAGAAUUGAUUUACCGCCUGCUUCUAGACAGCUAAAUGAUGCUGAUGAAGGUAUAGAUAAAAAAUUGGUUACUGGAACCGUUGAUGAAAAUUUGGCGAGAGAAACUAUUGUUGGGAAAUUGGUGAAAGGAGAGAUAGACUUAGUUCAAUCUUCAAAUGUUACCACGAAGCACCUACAACAUGAAAUUAAAGUGACCAAAGAGAAAAUUAAGUCGUUGAAGAAGACAACGAAAACGCAUGUUAAGAACACGAAGAAAACUCAUAGAAAAAACCGUAGCCUCUUGCAAAAUUAUUUCAUGUCGCGUAGGCGAUUUUUUAAAUUAAUGGAGAGUAAACUGGACAGAUCCGGACUGCAAGGGAAUGUCUGCCUUUUAAAAGCCAUUUGCGAAACUGCACAAACAGCUUUCGGAUCAAACAACGGCAUUAUUGGAAGUGUCAUCGACGUACUAUUCUUACCGUCUGCAUCGAAGGAUGAGAAACUACCCAAGAGAUACUACCAAGCGGAGAAUGAUGGACGGUCAGGAAAGUGCGAUUCAUAUAAUAAAAAAUGUCCGAAGGGUAUAUUCGACUUUAUAUCAAAGAUAAUAUAAAAAAUCUGUUUCAUUUUGACGACCUACUUUCGUACUUCUUACGCCUACAUACAUUGUAGAUUGUGAAUGUAACAAGUA